Oryzias melastigma (Indian medaka) is the source of this 2687-nucleotide messenger RNA. RefSeq names its product gap junction gamma-1 protein. Gene Ontology annotation, biological process: cell communication. The coding region runs from base 478 to 1641 and encodes 387 amino acids. Gene Ontology annotation, cellular component: connexin complex. The record is from RefSeq and is a predicted model, not a curated record. NCBI's taxonomy places the organism in Eukaryota, Metazoa, Chordata, Actinopteri, Beloniformes, Adrianichthyidae. The transcript has 5 exons.
GGUUUCAUACCAGGGGCCUCCUUUGUAUGAAUGGGGCUGAGUUAGGAGGAGAAGGAAGAGGAGGAGGAGGAGGAAGAAAAAGAAGAGUGGAGAGUGAGACGACAGAAAUCAAAGAUCCUCUCUCCUUUUGUCCGCUUUCUUUGGGACCCCCGUCACAUGGGGUCAACCCGGGCUUGGAGAUGGCUAAUCGUUACGGCUGCAGAUGAGCGCGCGCGCUAAUUAGAAAAACCUGGUGAAGCAAUUAAGCUCAAAGCGAGACGCCGCGCGCGGAUUGGAGCGCGUGGACGGUGAGCGCGUGGAACUUAUUUCCCCAACCACACUUUCAAACGGUAAAGGUGACGCUACUUUUGGCGUUUCGGCCACUUCAAGUAAAGUUGAGGAGCCGGGUUUCGUGACGUGUGAGUGUCCGCGAGGCGACUGUCGGAGCGGCGCGUGCCGGAGAGUGACCCUGUUUAGCGCUCCAGUCACCUCGGCACCAUGAGUUGGAGCUUCCUGACCCGCUUGCUGGACGAGAUCUCCAACCACUCCACCUUUGUGGGGAAGAUCUGGCUGACGGUGCUCAUCAUCUUCCGCAUCGUGCUGACGGCUGUCGGUGGCGAGACCAUCUACUAUGAUGAGCAGAGCAAGUUCAUCUGCAACACGCAGCAGCCCGGUUGCGAGAACGUGUGCUACGACGCCUUUGCGCCGCUCUCGCACGUCCGAUACUGGAUCUUCCAGGUGAUUAUGAUUAGCACCCCUACCAUCAUGUACCUGGGCUUCGCCAUCCACAAGAUCGCACGCAUGGACGACGGCGACUACCGGCAGUUUCGGAACAACAAGAAGAAGAGGAUGCCGGUGGUGAGUCGAGGGGCAGCGCGCGACUACGAAGAGAUGGAGGACAACGGAGAGGAGGACCCCAUGAUCCUCGAGGUGAUCGAACUAGAGAAGCCGGAGAAAGCUGAGAAAAGUGGUUCUGAGAAGAAGCAUGACGGCCGACGGCGGAUUCUUCGCGACGGACUCAUGAAAGUCUACAUCUGCCAGCUGCUGUGGCGCUCUGCCUUCGAGAUCGCCUUCCUUUGGGGCCAGUACGUCCUGUACGGCUUCGAGGUGAUUCCCUCGUACGUGUGCACCCGCUCACCGUGCCCCCACACCGUGGACUGCUUUGUGUCGCGGCCCACCGAGAAGACCAUCUUCCUGCUGGUGAUGUACGCCGUGUCCUUCCUCUGCCUCCUCCUCACCAUACUGGAAAUCCUCCAUUUGGGCAUCGGCACAAUCCGCGACACCUUCCGUCGGCGUGCCGCCCUCAACUCGCGCACCUCCCGCCCGCCCUCUGCCCGCUCCAUGCCAACUGCUCCGCCUGGAUACCACGCCACCAUGAAGAAGGAGAAGAUAAAGGAGCUGAGAGACUUGCCCAUCGGUGACUCCGGGCGGGAGAGCUUUGGCGACGAGGGCCCCUCGUCCAGGGAGCUGGAGCGGUUGAGGAGGCAUCUGAAGAUGGCGCAGCAGCACCUGGACCUGGCGUACCAGGCAGACGAAGGAAGCCCUUCACGCAGCAGCAGCCCGGAGGUCAACACGGCUGUGCAGACAGCUGCUGAGCAGAACCGCCUGAACUUCGCCCAGGAGAAGCAGGGAGAGGCCAGCGAGAAAGGAAUACAUGCCUGAACGUACGUCCGACCUCGGCUUCUGGCCUUGAACACACGGGGAAGCACAUACAGGAAUGCAGUCAGACCACUGAGGGAGACCAAAGCGUGGAUGAGGGGAUUGUGCCUUUCAGUAUUAGUGGUCAGAAAUGCUGACCAGGCUGUGUCGUGACAUUUCCACCACUCAUCCCGGAUUUUGCGCUUGCCAGCCUUCUUUCAUCUCAACGACUCCUUUACCGCCUUUCGCAGUGAUCCGUCUUCAUGCUGGAGUUCUCUAAGGUUCAUGGUUAUCGUUACUUUUUUUUACUUGUUUACUUUUUGUAUUUCUCUGAAAGAGUCACUGCUGAAUGUUUCUUUGAGGCUGGUUGUGUUUAAAGGAUCACAUUUUUUCGGGGGAGGCUUUUGUUUUGAAACAACGGUGAUUUACUGGCAAGAAUUCACACCGGUUCCAAUAUCUUACCACACUAACUCGAGUCGGCCAAACGAUAUUUACCUGGGCGAUGCUUGAAUUCUUAAUUGACAAAAAAAUGCUUUAAAAAAAAAAUCUGUGCAAUUUGUUUUUGUUCUAUGACCAAAGCUCAAGUUUCACCUUUUCUGGGCAAAAAGCAUCACUUUCUCACCUGUUUCAGCUUAAAGCAUCAGUGCUUAUAGAUCCUUCUUGUUUAAGUUAAGUCAUGCAAAGAUUAAAACGCACAUUGAGAAUAUUUUGCUUUGGAAAUGUCCUUCUCUUGAUAUGUAUUGGUUAUUUUUGUGUUUUUCUGUGACAUUUUCAAUCUUUGACAGAAUGUGAGAAAGUAAACACAAACUCGUGAUUCAAUCAUUUCCUUUGAUUAUCCUGAUGGCUGCUGGCGGUGGCUUUAUUGUGCAAAUGCAUCUUUUGUUCUGUUUGGGCCUCGGAUCAUCUCACUUCCAGUUUUACGGUUUACCGCGAGGUACGACAUUCCAGUUUUUAAAUACGGUACUCGUUUGUUGGGUUUGUACUUUUUUCUGCUCCUGCAAGUUUUGUAGUUUUUGUAACUGUAGAGAUUAUUUUUUUUGUCUUCAGAGUAAAUAAAUAUUUGAAACGGG